Molecule: messenger RNA, 1149 nt
Organism: Melanotaenia boesemani (Boeseman's rainbowfish)
Lineage: Eukaryota; Metazoa; Chordata; Actinopteri; Atheriniformes; Melanotaeniidae
Gene: selenof
Product: selenoprotein F
Exons: 5
Cellular component (GO): endoplasmic reticulum lumen
Molecular function (GO): oxidoreductase activity
Source: RefSeq, a predicted model, not a curated record
CUACAAAGACCAUUGUACUUGUAGUAGUUUCGCUAGCAAAGCAGGCUACAAAAUGUCGGGGGAGGUGUAUCUCUUCUGGCUUUUCUCGCUACUGCAGACGCUGUCGGCGUAUGGGGCCGAGCUGUCAUCUGAGGCAUGCAGGGAGCUGGGCUUCUCCAGCAACCUUCUCUGCAGCUCCUGUGACCUGCUCGGGGAGUUUAGCCUGUUGAAGCUGCAGCCGAGCUGCCGGCAGUGCUGCCAGCAGGAGGCCCAGCUGGAGGCCCGUAAGCUCUUUGCUGGAGCCAUCCUGGAGGUGUGUGGAUGAAAACUUGGGAGGUUCCCUCAAGUUCAAGCUUUUGUCAGGAGCGACAAGCCGAAGAUGUUCAAGGGUCUUCAGAUCAAGUACGUCAGAGGCUCGGAUCCUGUCCUAAAGCUGUUGGACGAUAACGGGAACAUUGCUGAGGAGCUCAGCAUCCUCAAGUGGAACACCGACAGCGUGGAGGAGUUUCUGAGUGAGAAGUUAGACCGAAUAUAGAUGUGAAGAGUCAGAUUCUUCUUAAUUUUUUUUGUUUUGCUUUUUCCAUCUUUUUUUUUUAAACUUUAACGGACCAGUUCCUCUGAGCUUACGAGAAGCAGGGAAUCAAACGUUUGGUUUCUUUUUUCUAUUUGUGUAAAUUGACCAUUUAGUUAUUUACCAGUUUUUACACGACUUGGCCUUUAUGGUAGAUGCUUGUUAAAUCGCAGCUCCAUGUGACUGUUUUUGUAUCUGAAAACCAUGAUUUUUCUGGUGAGACCUUUUCCAAAAGACUAAUUCGAGACCCUAAAACAACACAAUUUUUCACAGAGUAUCACAGCUCACAGUGGGUCCAUUAGGAUUUGGAAAAACUUUCCCUCUGUCUGAUAUUCUUGUAUAAUUAUUUUUUUAUAAUGCACAACAUUGUGUUUGAUGGGUUUGGUAGAGAGGCUGAAUGAAUCCUUGUUCCUCUCCAUAUGCAGCUGUUUUUGCAGAGAAACACGUUAGUGAAGAUCUCACAACAAACCAGAUCUGGGAUGUGAGCUCUGAUGUCAGUUUGUGUUUUUAUUCUGCAUCUUCUGCUUUGAAGAUAAACUGGAUUUGUUUAAGAGGCUUGUUUACAAGCUGGAUGGAUGGAAUAAAUAUGCAACAAUAAA